This is a messenger RNA of Cataglyphis hispanica, 1180 nucleotides long. RefSeq names its product protein lifeguard 4-like. Gene Ontology annotation, biological process: negative regulation of apoptotic process. The record is from RefSeq and is a predicted model, not a curated record. The coding region runs from base 195 to 944 and encodes 249 amino acids. The transcript is spliced from 6 exons. Gene Ontology annotation, cellular component: membrane. Lineage: Eukaryota; Metazoa; Arthropoda; Insecta; Hymenoptera; Formicidae.
AACGCGCUGCUUGCGCGUACUCCCCGAAUUCAGCCGUAACAUUUCCUAUAAAAUUACGUAUCUGCUCUCAUAUUUAAUCGAUUUUACAUAUAACAAUGUUAAAUAAUUGACACUUAUUAAAGCAGAGUAUAAAUACAACUUGGCAACUUCAAUUUUGCUCUUUAGAGCUUCCAAAGAAAUCAAGAGAUAUAAAAAUGGCUACUGUACCAUUAAUAUUCGUCGAGGAAGAUGUUGAACGGGGUGGCAAGGAACAAUCUCAACAUGAAAUACAAACUGAUUUUGCAUAUAGGAACAAUGUGCACAAUGCAGAUAUUAAUAUACGAAUGGGCUUCUUACGGAAAGUUUAUGGUUUGUUGAGCAUCCAGCUCUUGAUGACAGUUGUGGUGGCUUCGGUAUUUGUCAUGAGCUCAACUGUGAAAUUAUAUGUACAAGAUAACCCAUGGACUAUAGGCUUAGCAUUUUUCUUGACAAUGGGAAUUUUAAUUGGCCUGCUGAUAAAAAGAAGAGAUCAUCCUGCUAAUUUAAUCCUUUUAAGCGCAUUUACAUUGGUGCAGGCAUAUACUGUGGGAGUCGUAGUGUCCAUGUAUGAUACCACAGUAGUCUUAGAAGCUCUCUUUAUAACAUUGACGGUUUUACUUGGUUUAACAGCUUAUACUUUCCAAACCAAACGAGACUUCUCAUUUAUGGGAUUCGGGUUAUUCAUUGGACUUUGGUGCCUCUUGAUCGGUGGUUUCAUUCAAAUUUUUGUUCAUAGCACUGCACUGGAAUUAGGCAUAAGCAUUGGAGGUGCAUUAUUGUUUUGUCUGUUUAUUGUUUUUGACACCCAAGCGAUAAUGCAAACUCUUUCGCCCGAAGAAUAUAUCUUGGCGACGAUUAAUAUUUAUUUAGAUAUUAUCAAUUUAUUCUUACAUAUUUUGCGAGCUCUUGCAAUUUCAAAGCAAUAAGAAAAAAAAAGUAUUAUGUAUUACUAUUUAUAGAGAAUAUUCAUUAUGUGAAAAGCACAAGUUAAUCUAUAAUUCUUGUUAUUGUAUAAUACACACGCGCAAGCGCGAUAUAGAGUUCUCUUUACUAUUCAAAAUAAAUUUAUAUUUUAUCUAAGUAUAUACUUUUAGCUCCUAUGUGAAAUAUGUAAGAGAAAUUUUAGUGUCAAAUAUAAGGGAUUUUCUGUGAACUUCGAAAA